AUGCGUCAGAGUAGUGGCUUUCACAGCAACAACAACAACAACAACAAUCGUUUUAAUGGUGGCACUUCCGGCAUCCUAACAGCACAACACAACCAAAGGCAACAGCACAACAAUGAACAACUACAACUUCAACUCAAUGCCGCCUGGCAACCCUUGACACAUCACAACAAUUGGCUCAUCCUGCAGGCAACGGCAGCCAGUUCAGUGCAGCGUCAGACGAUUGAAGAGCAGAAGGAGCAAGAGCAAAAGCUUGAUGUGGGGAAUCAUGUGGAGCAACAAGGAGGACAAGGACAAGGACUUCCUGGCAAUUACUACGCCUACAAUCAUCGGUAUCAAAAUCAAAAUGCCAGCCAAGUAUCGCCCCCUUCACCCAUUGUACGCGAUGGCGGAAAUUACAAACAGGUGCGGCGGGCAACCCUAAGCGAUCCUCCCACUGGCAGCUAUGUGCUAGCCAUAAGCCAAUCAAUGCGACGAGGCCAGCUGAGGCGUCAAUUGCCUAUGGCAACACCACUCCUUCAACCUACUCAGUCUGUGUCAGAGGAUGUGGAAGCAUAUGCUGCUCGUGGCAAGCCGGAAGUGCGCGACAGGGCUUUAACUUUAACUAAUGCCGCUUUUUCUCAUGCUGAUGAUGCUUAUGCUGGUGGUGGUGCUGCUGCUGCUGACACAGAUGAUGUUGAUGGCGAUGGUGAUGGCCCUGAUAUCAGUGACAAGUCAUCAGACAUGGAUAUUGAUGCUUACUUGGGCCCCUUCGAACGAGCUCUGGUGAAAGUGAGCAACUUUUGCGACACAGUGAGGGCCCUCAUCAGUGAUGAGGACGAACGCAGGCCAAGUAAAUUGGAUGCCACAGCCGCAGUAGCAGCAACAUCAAAGGAAGUUCAAGGUCGUUACUUUCGUCUGGCAUCCCAAGAGGAGGAGGAGGAUGAUGAGGAAGAGGGACGCAAGUUGAAAAAGUUAAAAAAGAAAAUACAGAAAUUACUGCUGCCAUUACUCAUUGCCUACAAACUAAAAUUUCUGACACUCAUACCAGUGCUAAUUGGUGGUCUAACUCUGCUGGUGGGCACAACUGGCCUGGCUGGCUUCUUUUUUGCCCUAUUUACGGCCGUAAUGAGUUUGAAGACCGCAACAGGUGGCGGUCAUGGCAGCAAAGCAUUGCUCUUAAAGAAAAUCUGA
Drosophila willistoni is the source of this 1170-nucleotide messenger RNA. RefSeq lists its product as uncharacterized. The record is from RefSeq and is a predicted model, not a curated record. The transcript has 2 exons. NCBI's taxonomy places the organism in Eukaryota, Metazoa, Arthropoda, Insecta, Diptera, Drosophilidae. Bases 1 to 1170 code for a protein of 389 amino acids.